Molecule: messenger RNA, 1520 nt
Organism: Pocillopora damicornis (cauliflower coral)
Lineage: Eukaryota; Metazoa; Cnidaria; Anthozoa; Scleractinia; Pocilloporidae
Product: adenylate kinase 8
Biological process (GO): nucleobase-containing compound metabolic process
Molecular function (GO): AMP kinase activity; ATP binding
Source: RefSeq, a predicted model, not a curated record
GCUCGUCUUGUUUAUCGUAGCAACUGAGAGGGAAAAUUCAAGAUGGAUGCAACGAAGAAACCAUUGUUAAUUCCACCUGAAUUCUCAAAUUAUGCCGAAAAACAUGGUAUUUUUCAGAUUUAUGAGUCCCUUCUGACAAAACUGAUAAUAGAACAGCCUGCAGACCCACUGACCUAUAUGAUAGGUCUUCUGGAACAAGAAAGUGAAGUUCCACAGAUCAUUAUUCAUGGACCUCCAGCAGCAGGAAAGAGAACAAUGUCUGUGAUGGCAGCAAAACAUUUUGACUGUGUCCAUAUCACACUUGAUAAUCUCCUGGCAGAAUCAGAUUCAAAAUCAGCAAAGAAGGCUCAGGAGUACAUAUCAGCAAAAGAGAUGGUACCUACUCAUAUUUGGGUCAGUCUCAUCAAAGAAAGACUACAGAAGGAAGACUGCAUCAAUGUGUAUCAUUCAACAUUUGACCCUCCCAGUGACCUAGCAGUUGUGCAGCGUCUCGUACCAGACUCUAAAUCCUCUGAGAAAGUCAUGAUUCAGAGACUGAUGGAGUACCACAGACAUAUUGAUGGAAUCUUGAUGUGCUUUGAAAAGAUUCACAAGUCCAUAAACGUUGAUCAGCCAAAAGCAGAUGUCUUUUCACAAGUGCUGUCCUAUCUAAAGAUGAAUCAUCGAAAUAAUGCCCCUCAUACCCCGCGAUUGAUUCUCCUGGGCCCAACAGGAUGUGGCAAGAGUGUCCAGGCGGAACUGUUGGCCAGUAAAUAUGGCUUUGUUAAUGUUUCUUGCACAGAGCUGAUCAAACAAUCGUUGGUAGAUGAUUCUAAACUUGGUGAAGCAGUGAGGCCGUAUAUUGAUCGGCACAUGUUGGUACCCGAUGAUUUGGUUCUACAACUACUCAAGUCUCGCCUGGCCCAGUUGGACGCUGUUACCAAAGGCUGGGUCAUUCAUGGCUUUCCUAAGACAAGAGAACAGGCAGAGUCACUGGCCAGGGCUGGCUAUGAAGCAAAUAGGGUGAUUUUUAUGGACGUUCCAACUGACACCAUUCUUGAAAGAUUGACUCUGCGCAGUGUAGAUCCAGUCACCGGUGAAAGGUAUCACUUAAUUUAUAAUCCACCUCGCACAAACGAAGUAAAGCAGAGGUUGCACACGAGUCCGAAAGACGUGGAAUCAGCGGUCAACUCACGAAUAGCUCAGUACCAGGCUUACAUCGAGGAGAUUGCGGAGUAUUACGAGGAGUCUGCGCAGCACAUCAACGCCGAUCAAGAUAUUCACACCGUGUUCGAGUGUAUUGAAAGUAUCAUUGUAAACCCCAUUCCCACAAAGAACGAAGUGUAAUAACGCCAUGCAAGGAGGAUAUGCUUUUAUAAUUAUAUUGUCGGCCACAUUAUUAACAAAGCUGUAUAUAGAGCACUGUCGUGGUGUCUUAACGUGGUACUAAAAGAAUGUUUUCCAUCUGGUCCGUUUUCAGUCUGGAAUGUCGACAUCUUUGGCCUUUUUAGUUGAUUAAAGGUGUGACUUUAGCAAAUUAA